ACCAUUUUUAAUUUAGACGUAAAUCAUGUGACAAGAAAGUUUCACAACUAAUCAGUAAAAGUUUAACUGUUUUGGUCAAUUGGUUUAACAUUUGCUAUAUUUGAAUUAUAAGUGAAAAAAUUAUUGUGCCAUAAUUUCUUUUGUUUAUCAUACUAGUUGGCAAACAAAAGUUAAUUUUUUGUGUCCAAGAAACCGAGAUCAUCUUUAAAACAAAAGGCAAUUAAAUGUCUAUUUUUGACAAGAAAAUCUCCCGAAGAUGAGCUCCUAAAUUGGGUUUAAUCUCUGAAUAAGAUCUAUGCCAUGCUGAAAGUAUAUAUCUAUUAUGCGAAAAUUUUAAAUACAUGUGAAUAAAAAUAGUAGGGUGAAAGAAGAGCAUCAAUGGAUAGAAACCAACUGAAGGCACGCCUAGUUGCAAAACCAGAAGUCCUAAAACAAAAGCCACUGUUCAAAUCCAUGCAACCAGUAUUGAGAAGACAUAAAAAGGAGCAAGAAAGAACUCUUCCAUUAAAUCCACUGCCACACCUUCUUGAAUACAGAAGAAAACAAAACGAAAAAUCGAAUUUAAAUUAUCCUAUUGGAAUAAAUGUUUCAGCUGAGGAACCUGACUUAAAAAAAUUUAAACGAAAAAGCUCUGUUGAGCCAUUGGAAAAUAAAGCUACUCCUUUACCAGAUUUGCCAGAUGAAUUGAAAAAAUGUCAAGAGAAGAUAGAUAUAUCUGCAGGUUAUGGUAGAAUACCAACACCACCUGACAAGCCAGAUGAGUCACCAAAGUCAAGUAACUCACUUCGUUUAGGGAGAUAUAAAUCUGCCAAGCAACUGGACAAAAGUUUAGAGGAUAUAAUUGACUCUGAACUGUCUGAUCCAGUGCAAAUAUUAAAGCUUGUGAGAACGUAUCCCAAUGUUGGAUUUUUAUACAUGUCUGCAGAUGUUGACAAAUCUUCCAUAAAAUAUAACCCUUACAAUGUUAAGAUUGUCCGCCACAGCAAAAUAAACCAAGCUGAUCAUUACACCAUCAGUAAAUCUGGUGUAACGCACAUCUGUAAUGACGAAGCUGAUUUCACACCUUUAAGCCAAUGGGAAAAAGAUCUUCAUCAUUAUUCAAAACUGAUAAAGAUCAAAAUGUUUGCUAAUUUUCGCAAAUGGAAAGCUUUUUAUGUGUGGAAAAAGAAUGUCAGGGGGAGAAAAAUUAGCAUUGCAAAAAAUCGUCUGCAAAACGACCUGUUCAUUGUCAAUAUGUCUCUCUGUCCAGCUUUACUUAGUAUUCGAGAUAUGUGUCAUAGAAUCAGUGAUAUGGGAUUGUGUCAAGUUGAGAAAGGCGUCACAUACACUCUGGACGAAUUCAGAAGUGUACAGUUUCACCAGUUACAUCAAGUUGCGGGAAGAUUGUCAGAGUUUCAUGAACUUGUUAAAGAAGUUGUACGUAGUGCAUGCCGUACUGCCUUACUUGGUGUGGGAUUUAUUCCAGAUGAACAUUAUGAUCAAUUAAGUAAUUUUGAAGAUGACACCUUAGAAUCCCCUUUUAAUGAUGAAUUCGAAAUGUAUGAGGAACCUGAUAAAAUGACUUACACCGAGCAAGCAAAUAAACGCAGUCAUUGUAAACGAUUAACAAGUUUUAUUCGACUAGCUGAUUAUGUCAUUGUUAAUACUAUGCAUCACUUGGUUGUAAAUUCCAUUGAAAUAUUGUUGGCUUAUUUACAAGAACAGUUGCAAAACGUGGAAGUCAAAGAUCAAAUGGAAAAUGACAAUAAGCUGGAGGAGAGUGUUUUACAUCCCUUAUUUAAAGUGGAGCUGUUAUUGGAGCCUAAGUCUCUGCACUUUUCACCAAGUCUUGAAGAAUUUCGACAAGGUAUUGGAGAGAUCAUAGGAAGCUUCCAAGAUACUGUACUAGGUCUGGCUAAUCUUGUACCAGAUUUUUAUUUUGAUGCAUUUACCAGACCUGUUAUUAAUGGAAAAAUUGAGGAAAAGACAUGUGGAGAGGGACCAAGCCUAGUCAACAUGUUUGACGAUGAUCUUCACUUACAGGACGUCAUUCAGAACAUCAAAGAAUCUCUUAAUGAAGGGUUCAGUGCAUCUAAUAAAUAUGCUGCUACGUUUCAAAAGUACCAAAUGUUUUAUUUGGAAAACGAGGCGUUAGAUCUGAAAAGUGUCCGGAUGGAAGAACAUGAUGUGGCGUACUUUUCCGAAGCACUCAAGAAGUAUACCAAAGAGCACAACUUAGCUGUUUCCAUAGAAGAGACAAAACAUGUUGGUAUGAUGUUGGUUGACACUAAGAAGUUAAAAGAUGUGCUCACACCAUCUCCCUUGAAAUGUUUAGAGGUUAUACAUGAUAUUUUACCUUUGCUUGCGAAAAAACAAGUUGAUGUUUUGAUCCAAUUCUCACAAAAUGCACAAUAUAACCUUGGAUCGAAACCUCAGUCAACUACAGAAUAUGUUGAAACAUUGACAUUCUUAGAUGAUAUUCAAGAUCAAAUAGAUGAAAAAGAGAAAGAUUCAGAAGUAGUGAAGCAGCUGUAUGAUUUAAUUGAGCAGUACAAUGUGCCAACACCUCCAGAAGAUUUAGCAGUCUAUCAGACGCUAAAAUCAUCCAUAAAUGGUGUCAGAAAUUCCAUUGAUAAGUCUUUGGCAGAACGUGACCAAAAUAUUGACAAAUUCUGUGCAUCUCUUGAUAAAGAUAUUAGUCAACUUGGAAAGGAAGUAAAGGCAAUGAAACAAGAAGUUCAGAAUCCUGUCAUUCUUGAUGCAAAUUCAACUGCCAAUACGAUUACUGACUUGCUUAAAAACAUGCAAGAUAAAAUGGAGGAAUUUCAGCAACGUGCAUUUCAGUAUAAAACAUACCAGAAGAACUUCAAAGUUGAAGUCACUAAGUAUGAAGAAUUAGAGGAAGUGCAUGCAGAAAUUAGAUUAAAACAACUUCUAUGGGAUUCACUAAGAGAAUGGGAUUUAUCUGUUGAUCAGUGGUUACAGUUACCAUUCGAAGAGAUUAAUCCAGAAGACAUGAAUACACAAGUGAUGAAAUAUGUUAAAGCUGUCAUGCAACUAGAGAAGGGAUUGCCCCCAAAUAGCGUUGUGCCAAUUUUAAAAGAAAAAGUUGAAAGCAUGAGGUCAAAGCUCCCAACUAUAUCAGACUUGCGAAAUCCUUCACUAAAGUCACGUCAUUGGGAUUCAAUUGAAACUAUAUUAAAUCACAAGUUUACUAGUGACUCUGUGUUAACACUUGGUUUACUUAAUGAGCUUGAUGCAUUUGAACAUUCCGAAGAAAUUCAAGAAGUUUCCUCUCAAGCAUCUAGUGAGGCGUCAUUAGAAGGUAUUUUAAAAAAGGUUGAAGAUUCUUGGAAAUCAGCAGAGUUUAUUGUUCUUCCACAUCGUGAUUCAAAAGAUGUGUUUAUUUUGGGUGGUACUGAUGAUAUUCAAGUCCUCCUUGAUGACAGCCAGGUUAAUGUGUCAACAAUUGCAAGCUCUCGUCAUGUGGGACCCAUACGUCCUAAAGUUGAUGAAUGGGUUAAACAACUUGCAUUAUUCAGUCAGACAAUGGAUGAAUGGAUUAUCUGUCAAAGAAAUUGGUUAUACCUUGAAAGUAUAUUUAGUGCACCCGACAUCCAACGGCAACUUCCAGCAGAAGCAAAAAUGUUUAUGCAGGUUGAUAAAUCUUGGAAAGAUAUUAUGAGAAAGUUAAAUCGUUUGCCAAAUGCGUUACGUGCAGCAACUCAGCCAGGCCUUUUGGAAACUUUCCAACAAAACAAUGCUUUAUUGGAUCAAAUUCAAAAAUGUCUGGAGGCUUAUCUUGAAUCCAAAUGUGUUGUUUUUCCAAGAUUUUAUUUCCUAUCAAACGAUGAGCUGCUUGAGAUUUUAUCACAGACAAGAAAUCCACAUGCUGUACAGCCACAUUUACAAAAAUGCUUUGAUGCCAUUUCAAAGUUGGAAUUUGGUUCUGCUCCACAAGCAGCACUUGAUCAGUCAAUGAAUGAACGUCCCAGCUCUGCCACAGCUGCUAAGAGUAAUGACAUUUUAGCAAUGAUAUCACCUGAAGGUGAACAAGUUGGUUUGACUAAGGGAUUAAAAGCUCGAGGGAAUGUGGAAGACUGGCUUGGUAAAGUUGAAGAGUCUAUGGUCAAUGCAUUAAGAAAACUUGUUAAAGGAGCAAUAGCUGAUUACGAACUCAAAUCACGAGAAGAAUGGGUUACAUUACAUUCAAGUCAAGUUGUUUUGACAGUAUCUCAAACAAUGUGGUGUGUCGAUGUCAAUGCAGUGCUCACUUGUAAAGGUGAUCGAUUAGAAGCAAUGAAAAACUUUGAACAAAAGUCAUUUAAAAACUUGAAUAACCUGGCAGCAUUAGUACGUGGAAAACUUCCUAAGUUGACUCGAAAUAUAUUAUGUGCAUUGAUUACAAUUGACGUUCAUGCCAGAGAUAUCAUUAGUGGCAUGGUAGAAAAGCAGAUUGAUAAUGAAAAUGAUUUUGAGUGGUUAAAGCAAUUACGAUAUUAUUGGGACACAGACAUUGAUAAUUGCAUUGUCCGCAUGUCAAAUUCGCAAUACAUUUAUGGUUAUGAAUAUCUUGGUGCGUCACCCAGAUUGGUCAUUACACCGCUUACUGAUCGUUGCUAUCUAUGCCUUAUGGGUGCAUUACAAUUGGAUCUGGGGGGAGCUCCUGCUGGCCCAGCUGGUACUGGUAAAACAGAAACGACGAAAGAUCUUGCAAAAGCUCUAGCAAAGCAAUGUGUUGUGUUUAAUUGCUCAGAAGGCUUGGAUUAUAAAAUGAUGGGAAGAUUUUUCUCAGGCCUGGCUCAGUCAGGGGCUUGGUGUUGUUUUGAUGAAUUUAAUCGUAUUGAUAUUGAAGUCUUGUCAGUUAUUGCUCAACAACUGUUGACGAUACGAAAUGCUAAACUGGAAAGGGCUACUCGUUUUAUGUUUGAAGGAAGAGAAAUCAAACUUGUACCAACUUGUGCAGCUUUUAUUACAAUGAAUCCUGGAUAUGCUGGUAGAACAGAAUUACCUGAUAACUUAAAAGCAUUGUUCAGACCUAUGUCUAUGAUGGUGCCAGACUAUGGUUUAAUUGCGGAGGUCAUUCUGUAUUCUGAAGGUUUUGAGUCUUCUAAAACAUUAGCCAGAAAAAUGGUGAACAUGUAUCGCUUAUGUUCGGAGCAGUUGUCCCAACAAGACCAUUAUGAUUUUGGCAUGAGAGCAGUUAAAUCUGUCCUUGUCAUGGCUGGUUCAUUGAAAAGAACACAUCCAAACUUGAAUGAGGAUGUUGUAUUGAUAAGAGCAUUAAGAGAUAGCAAUUUACCAAAAUUUCUAGCUCAGGAUGCAAUUUUAUUCAGAGCUAUUCUGCAAGAUUUAUUUCCUGGUGUUGACAUUCCAGAACAUGAUUAUGGUAAACUACAAUCAGCUAUCGAGGAAUGUAUCGUAAACAAAGGCUUACAAAACAUUCCGUCAAUGGUAAAGAAAACAAUACAGCUAUAUGAAACAAUGUUGGUGCGACAUGGUGUUAUGAGUGUCGGUCCAACAGGUGGUGGUAAAACUAGUAGUUAUCAGGUUUUAAAAGAUGCACUAACAAAACUACAUGCAGAUGGUGAAGAGCACAGUUUUUAUCAGCCUGUCCAUACAUAUGUUCUCAACCCGAAGUCCAUCGACAUGGGUGAAUUGUAUGGUGAAGUUAAUAAGCUCACAAUGGAAUGGAAAGACGGAUUAAUGGCAGUGUCUGUGCGACAUUGUGUUCAGGACACUUCUGAUGAACAUAAAUGGAUUGUUUGUGAUGGACCUGUGGAUGCAUUGUGGAUUGAAAAUAUGAAUACGGUGCUUGAUGACAACAAAAUGUUGUGUCUGGCCAACUCGGAACGUAUCAAAUUAAAUUCAACUAUCCAUAUGUUGUUUGAAGUACAAGAUUUAGCUGUAGCUUCUCCUGCAACUGUCAGCAGAUGUGGUAUGGUGUAUUAUGAUCCUGAAAAUCUUGGCUGGAAACCCUAUGUUAAAUCAUGGAUUCAGAAAGUUGGUCCUAAAUUUAAACAGGAAACACAAAAUUAUCUCAUGAAUUUGUUUGAACGUUAUAUCGACGAAGCACUGACAUUUGUUCGAAAAAAAUGCAUACAAGCCAUGCCUCAGGUCAGCAUCAGUAAAGUGACAACUCUAUGUGCAUUACUUGAAAGUUUGGUGUUUAGUGUUUCUGGUCCAGAUUCAUUUUUGGAUGUUGUCAAACUGCAUCCUUUAAUAGCAUCUGUGUUUUGCUUCUCCUUUCUUUGGUCUCUUGGUGGAAAUUUAGUGGAAGCAAGUAUGGAUUUGUUUGAUUCGUUCAUGAGGGAACUUUUUCAAGAUAAUAGUGAUAUCCGGCUACCUGCGUCUGGAGAUAUGUACAGCUAUUUUGUUGACUUGGAAUCGAAACGUUUUGAGCCAUGGGAAAAAAUCAUACCCUCAUUCAAGUACAAUCCAGAAAUUCCAUACUUUGAUUUACUAGUACCUACAGUAGAUACAGUACGAUAUGGGUACCUUAUGGAAAAACUGCUGACUGUUAAUAAAUCUGUCCUGUACACAGGCACUACUGGAGUAGGAAAGUCUGUCAUCGCAAAAGGAAUGUUAAAUGAUAUUGCAGAACGAGCUGACUACGUACCACUAUUUCUAAACUUUUCUGCACAAACAAGUAGCAUUCGUACUCAAGAAAUGAUUGAAUCAAAACUGGAUAAGAAAAGGAAGAAUAUUCUAGGUGCACCUCCGGGUAAAAGGGUGAUACUAUUCGUAGACGAUUUAAAUAUGCCUAAAUUGGAUACAUACGGUUCUCAACCGCCGAUAGAAUUACUCAGACAAUAUCAGGAUUUCGGAGGCUUUUAUGAUCGUGAGAAGUUAUUCUGGAAAGAAUUACAGGAUGUGACAAUCUGCUCUGCUUGUGCACCACCUGGUGGAGGUAGAAAUCCGGUAACACCAAGAUUUCUUCGACAUUUUAGUAUGUUAUCUAUACCUGUUGCUUCAGAUCAUGCACUUAAGCAUAUUUUUAAGUCCAUACUGAAAGGUUUUCUGCUAGACUUUCCGACUGCAGUUCGUGAUGCAGCAGAAUCUAUUGUGUCAGCAAGUGUGGAAAUAUACAACAGAAUGAGUACAGAUUUGUUACCAACCCCUGCUAAAUCUCAUUAUGUGUUUAACCUUCGUGAUUUAUCAAAGUGUAUCCAAGGCGUUCUGCAAGCUGAUCCAGGAGUGAUAAGAGAGAAGGAUCAGAUCUUUCGAUUGUUCUGCCACGAAGCACAGCGUGUUUUUCAUGAUCGUUUGAUAAACAAUGAAGAUAAAACAUAUUUUAAUGAAAUGAUGGUUGAAAUGGCUCAGAAACAUUUUUCAACUGCUUUAACCACUGAUGAACUUGAAAAUAAGCCAAUCAUAUUUGGAGAUUUUUUAAAAAUUGGUGCUGAUUCAGCUGACAGAAUGUAUGAAGAUUUGACAGAUAUGAAUAAAUUGAAAGCUGUUCUUAAUGAUUACUUAGAUGAUUACAAUAUGUCGUCAUCCAAAGAAAUGAAACUUGUAUUUUUUAUUGAUGCGAUCAAACAUGUUUCUCGUAUUGCUCGUAUGGUUCGUCAGCCACGUGGUAAUGCAUUGUUGGUUGGUGUUGGUGGGACAGGAAAACAAAGUCUUACAAGGUUGGCAUGUCACAUGUCUAACUACAGAUGCAUUCAGAUUGCACUUACGAGAGGUUACGACUACUCAUCAUUUCGUGACGAUUUGAAACAGUUGUAUUAUUAUGCUGGUGUGAAGGGAGAGAAUACUGUCUUUCUUUUCUCAGAUACACAGAUUGUUGUUGAAGAGUUUUUGGAAGAUAUCAAUAACAUUCUCAAUUCUGGAGAGGUACCAAAUUUAUUUGAAGCUGAUGAAUAUGAGCAAAUGAUAAUUGGAACUAGACCAUUUGCUAAAGAAGCUGGAAUUCCUGAAAGUGCAAGAGAUGCGAUAUUUGCACAUUUGAUAAGUCGUGUAAGAAACAACCUUCAUAUAGUCUUAUGUAUGAGUCCUGUUGGAGAAGCAUUUAGAACACGAUGUCGUAUGUUUCCUUCCCUAGUUAACUGUUGUACUAUUGACUGGUUCACAGAAUGGCCAAGGGAAGCAUUGUUGGGUGUCUCUACCAGUUUCUUUGAAGAAGUUGAUCUUGGAAGUGAUGAAGUUAAGGAGAGUAUAGCUGAGAUGUGCGUAGAAAUACACACAAGUGUCAGUCACAUGGCUGACAGAUUUUACGGAGAGUUGAAACGACGAUACUACACAACUCCUACCAGCUAUUUGGAGCUGAUUAGUCUAUAUCUAUCAAUGCUGGAUGAAAAGAGAAGACAACUAGUCGCGGCUAAGGAUCGUGUGAAGAACGGUUUAAAAAAACUUCUAGAAACCAAUGAGUUAGUUGAUACUAUGCAGGUCGAGCUUGUGGCAUUAGAACCCGAACUAAAACAAAAGUCACUGGAUACAGAAAAGCUUAUGGAGAGAUUACAAGUUGAUCAAGAGGAAGCUGAUAAAGUACGAGAGGUUGUCAUGGCAGAUGAAGCAGUAGCAAGUAAAAAAGCAAAAGAAACGGAAGCCAUUGCUGCUGAUGCACAGAAGGAUUUGGAUGAAGCCUUACCUGCACUCGAAGCUGCAAAUAAAGCACUAGAUUCUCUUGAUAAAGCUGACAUUUCUGAAUUGAGAGUAUUCACUAAGCCACCUGAGAUGGUAAUGUUCAUCAUGGAAGCUGUUUGUAUUUUACUUGGUUCAAAACCUGAUUGGGCAUCAGCGAAAACUCUACUUGGCGAUAACAACUUUUUAAAAAGACUAAUCGAAUUUGAUAAGGAUAAUAUACCAGAUUCAUCAUUAAGAAAACUUAAAAAAUACAUUGAGGAUCCAAGAUUUUAUCCAGAAAUUGCAGAAAAAUCUUCCAAAGCUUGCAAAUCAAUGUGUCUGUGGGCACGAGCGUGUGAUUUAUAUGCAAAAGUGUUGAAAACUGUGGAACCCAAACGACGAAGAUUGGCUGGUGCACAAGCUGAGUUGGAUGAAACCAUGGCAGUGUUGAAAGAAAAACAGGAUAAACUUGCAUCAGUUGAAGCAAAGAUAGCUGAGCUGAAAGCCACGUAUGACCAAAGCGUAGCAGAAAAAGAUAACCUCACUAAGAACAUAGCUCAAACUGCGGCACGAUUAAAGAGAGCGUCAAAGCUUACUUCUGCUUUAGGAGAUGAACAAGGAAGGUGGACGGAAAACGUUGCUGCUUUUGAAGUGGACAUCGGAAAUGUUGUUGGAAAUGUUUUUGUUGCAGCUGCUUGUGUUGCGUAUUUUGGAGCAUUCACUAGUUCCUACAGAGAGGAGUUGAUUCAAUCAUGGGUGAUGCGUUGUAAAGAACUGGGCAUUCCUGCAUCAAACGACUACAGUCUGAUACAGGUGUUGGCAGAUCCAUUUGAGAUACGUCAAUGGAACACUGAAGGUUUGCCAACUGAUAACUUAUCAACAGAAAAUGCAAUUCUUGUGACGCGAGGACGAAGAUGGCCAUUGAUGAUUGACCCUCAGGAUCAAGCCAAUCGCUGGAUCCGAAACAAAGAAGCUAAAAAUGGAUUGAAAGUAAUCAAAUUAACUGACGGGAACUUCCUUCGAACGUUAGAAAAUUGUAUCCGCAUAGGCAUGCCAGUUUUGUUGGAAGAGAUCGGCGAAACUUUAGAUCCAUCGUUAGAGCCUAUUCUACUCAAACAAACGUUUAUUUCUGGAGGUCGAUUGCUUAUUAGACUUGGUGACACCGAUGUGGAUUACGACAAAAACUUUCGCUUUUACAUGACGACGAAGCUUGCUAACCCUCAUUAUUUGCCAGAAGUUUGCAUCAAAGUAACCAUUAUAAAUUUCACGGUCACUAAAACUGGAUUGGAAGACCAGCUAUUAGGUGAUGUUGUAAGAAUUGAACGACCUGAUUUGGAAGAACAAAGAAAUAAACUGAUUGUUCGAAUAAACAGUGAUAAAAAUCAACUGAAAGCCAUCGAAGAUCGAAUUUUGAAACUUCUUUUCAAUUCUGAAGGUAACAUUCUAGAUGACGAGGUUUUGAUCAACACGUUGAAUGAAUCAAAGGUGACAUCGGGUAUCAUUACAAAGCGUUUAAUCGAAGCUGAGAAAACUGAAGAACAAAUAACAACUGCUCGCGAAAAGUAUCGCUCUAUUGCAACUCGUGGUUCCGUCAUGUACUUUGUUGUCGCUUCUUUAGCAGAAAUGGAUCCUAUGUAUCAGUAUUCCCUCAAAUAUUUCACCCAGCUGUUUAAUACAUGCAUAGAAAAUUCGCCACAAGUUGAAACGUUGGAACAGCGAUUAGAAUUACUACUUAAAAGAUGCACUUCGACAGUAUAUGCUAACGUAGCUAGAGGAUUGUUUGAGAAGGACAAGCUGGUGUUUUCUUUCAUGAUGUGUGCUGACAUUAUGCGACAGGCUGGCAGUAUAAAAGAGGAAGAAUGGAAUUACUUCUUGAGAGGAAAUGCAGGUGUGGAAGGCACGUAUCCGAGCAAACCAGACAUACCGUGGUUGUCUGAACAAAAUUGGAAAGAUUGCUGCAACUUGGAGGACAUUUUUCCAAACAUGAAAGGCUUUACUCAACAGUACAUAAGUAGACCUUUUGCGUGCAACAUUGGAAACUUCAAGGUGAGAAUCAACCCAGAGAGCUGGGAUGGCUACACAGCUGGCACACGUGAGGAUGACUGGCAAAAUAAACUCAGCCUUUUCGAGCAACUUAUCGUCAUCAAAUCGUUCAAAGAAGAAAAAGUGACUUUCGCCAUGGCAGAAUUUGUUCAAGCUAAUUUGGGCAAAGAAUUUAUUGAAAGUCCGUCAGUUGAUUUGAGCAUACUUUUCGAAGACAUGUCUGCUACGAUACCACUUGUGUUUGUGUUGUCGACAGGCUCAGACCCCAUGAACGCUUUCAUGAGAUUUGCGAAAGAAAUGGGUUACAUGAGCAGAAUUCACGCUAUAUCUCUUGGACAGGGUCAAGGCCCUGUUGCAGAAAAACUAAUCGGAAGCGCUGUAAAAGUUGGAGACUGGGUAUUUCUUCAGAAUUGUCAUCUGGCAGCAUCGUGGAUGUUAUCCAUGGAAAACAUAGUGAAAGAAAUUUCAUCGAAUUCUGGAUCAGUUCACCAGGACUUCAGGCUGUUUUUAAGUUCGAUGCCAGCCAAAUGUUUUCCGGUCACAGUUCUUCAAAACAGUAUCAAAGUGACUAACGAACCUCCGAAGGGAUUGAGAGCAAAUAUCAAGCGUGCAUUUGGCGAGAUUCAAGCUGAAAUCUUCGAAACACAUGUGCUAGGUACAACUUGGAGACGAUUAGUGUUUGGGUUGUGUUUCUUUCACGCCAUCAUACAGGAGAGAAAAAAGUUUGGACCGCUUGGUUGGAAUAUCAAGUAUGAGUUUAAUGAUUCUGAUCGCGAAUGCUGUUUGGAAAAUUUAAGAAUAUUUGUAGAGGAUGGAAUUAUACCGUGGGAUGCUCUUAUUUUCAUCACUGGCCAGGUCACUUAUGGUGGUCGCGUCACAGACGAGUGGGAUCAACGUUGUUUACGAACUGUUCUGACAAGAUUCUUCGCACCGUACACUUUAGAGGAAUCGUACACCUUCUCUGAUUCAGGAAUUUAUUACGCGCCUAACUCUACCAGUUUGCAAGAGUACAGACAAUACAUUGAGGAAUUACCAUUGAAUGAUGAACCAGAAAUAUUUGCCAUGCAUGAAAACGCGAACUUAGCAUUCCAGAUUCAAGAAACACAGAAUAUGUUGCGUACUAUCCUAGAAGUACAACCGCGCAUGUCAACCAGUGGCAGUGGGAAAACGAGCGAUGAAAUCGUAUACGAAUUAUCGGAAAGUAUUUUGGAUAAGCUACCGGAUAUAUUGGAUAUUGAUAAAGCGUCUAAGGAAUUAUUUGCGACUGACAGCAAAGGAAGAUUGAACUCGUUGACAACAGUACUUGGACAGGAAGUGGAUAGAUUUAAUAACCUAUUGCGUGUAAUUAAAAAUUCGUUAAAACAACUUCAGAAGGCCAUCAAAGGAUUGGUAGUGAUGUCGCUGGAACUUGAUCUUGUUUAUACAAGUUUUAUAAAUAACCAGGUGCCAACGUUAUGGUCAAAUGCUGCGUAUCCAUCUUUAAAGCCUCUUGGAGGUUGGGUAAAAGAUUUGGUGUUAAGAACUGGAUUUAUUGAUAAUUGGAUAGAACGUGGUUUGCCAAAAUCAUUUUGGUUAUCCGGAUUUUUCUUUCCGCAAGGUUUCCUUACCGGGACAUUACAGAACCAUGCUCGGAAAUACAGUCACCCCAUAGACCAGCUAUCCUUCCAUUACAAGUUAGUUCCAACGUAUCGUUACCAGGAAGAAGUUGCUGAUGCUUUAACAAAACUAAAACAUGGUGAAACUCUUGCGUUAGACGCAGAUAAAGAUUUGCCAGAAGAUGGUGUUUUAGUCCAUGGAUUAUUUCUUGAAGCAGCAAGAUGGGAUGAUAGAAAGAUGAUGAUAUGUGAUGCUGUGCGUGGUGAAAUGACGGCCCCAUUACCUGUUUUACACAUGGAACCUAAAAUCAACUUCGUACCAGAUGAAGCAAAGUAUAAAUGUCCCUUGUACAAGACUGCAGAGAGAGCUGGCACUUUAUCUACCACCGGACACUCAACAAAUUUUGUGGUGGCUGUUUAUUUACCAAGUGACAAGCCUCAAGAUUAUUGGAUAUCAAAGGGAACAGCGCUUCUGUGUCAGCUUAACGAGUAAAUUUUUUGAAAAAAAAAUUGUCAUUUUUAUUAUUUUUUGGACUUUAUUUCAUGCGUGCAAAAACGGCCUAAUUAGAAAUUACGUAUCUAUAAAAAAUCAGUAGGCAAAAUGUGUCAUAAGCAGAUCAACUACAUUCUAGUGUGAAAAAAGUCCUAUUUUUGUGCUGUUUGCGAAAAAUAUUUUUAUUAUAACUUAUUUUAAUUCGGAGUGUUGUAUAUAUAUAUAGUUAAUAUAUUUUUGAAGAUA
This is a messenger RNA of Hydractinia symbiolongicarpus, 12921 nucleotides long. Its product is annotated as dynein axonemal heavy chain 6-like. Gene Ontology annotation, molecular function: minus-end-directed microtubule motor activity; dynein light intermediate chain binding; ATP hydrolysis activity. The record is from RefSeq and is a predicted model, not a curated record. Gene Ontology annotation, cellular component: dynein complex. NCBI's taxonomy places the organism in Eukaryota, Metazoa, Cnidaria, Hydrozoa, Anthoathecata, Hydractiniidae. The coding region runs from base 379 to 12675 and encodes 4098 amino acids. The transcript is spliced from 84 exons. Gene Ontology annotation, biological process: microtubule-based movement.